Messenger RNA from Aphanomyces invadans, 1542 nucleotides. RefSeq lists its product as hypothetical. Gene Ontology annotation, cellular component: aggresome; amphisome. The transcript is spliced from 2 exons. NCBI's taxonomy places the organism in Eukaryota, Oomycota, Saprolegniomycetes, Saprolegniales, Verrucalvaceae. The coding region runs from base 59 to 1471 and encodes 470 amino acids. Gene Ontology annotation, biological process: endosome organization; aggrephagy; mitophagy. The record is from RefSeq and is a predicted model, not a curated record. Gene Ontology annotation, molecular function: protein kinase C binding; zinc ion binding; K63-linked polyubiquitin modification-dependent protein binding.
CUCACUGUCGACGGUGUAUCGGGCGACCUGACCAUCGAUUCUUCGUCUGGUCUCAUCGAUGGCAGCGCGCUUCUCCCUGUUGGGUGAGCGACGGGAGCGCCGCGGAAACUCAGUAGAUUUACCUGUGGAAGAACUAAACCGCCAACUUGGUACAGAACCCCAUGUCGAGCCGAUCCACUUGUUCUUUGGCCCUCGUACCGAGUGCGACACGAUCGACGACAAACCUGUGCUCCACGCGGAGCGCAAGAUUCAUAAGACGCGGGCCGCGGUGUGGAUGGAGUCAGAACCGAAAGAAGAAGAUCCUCCACAGGAAGGAACAGUCGCGUCCGCGGCGCCAUUUGUGCGUCGGGGCUCGUUCAACUCUCGUGUCCAGGCCGUUGGCAAGUAUUGGGGUGCCAAGGUGCUCCAGGCUGUGGGGAAGGGCAAGGAUCAGGUCCCCGUGCACCCUGACUCGUUCUGCGAUGGCUGCGGGAUGGAUCCCAUCGUCGGGUCUAUGUUCACCUGUUCGAGUUGCGCCAACUACCACCUGUGCUCGACGUGUUACCGCAAUGGCAUCCAUGGCUUUGAAACGUCCAAGCUCUUGCAAAAGGUCAAGAACGACUACCAGGUCGAAACCAUGCUUGAGUUGUGCAAGCACCGCGUACCCGAGGAAGUUUUUUCCGAGCUCAUGGAAAACGUGUGCCGUGGUCAAGUCGACAAAUUCAAGUUCCUCGCGAAUUGGAUCUGCGGCGUCGUGAACGGCCACACGCUCGGCCAACUCGCCGUGCGCGGCAUUGAGAUUCCGCACGUGCACCCUUCGACACGGUCGCGCUUUGUCUCGCUCUUGAUGCCUGCGCUGACGGAACGCCAGGACAUGGAAGUCUCGAUGGAGUGGUUUGUGCCGCCGAACGAGCCCGACCGCCAGACACUUCGCAUCUGGGUGUGCACAGACAAAGAAACCAAGUCGCCGUUUGCCCCAAAGAAACCCCCUGGCGCCCCUGUGAGCCCGAUCAUCAUCACGCCGACCGCCGCCGCUGCCGCUGCGAGUCUCCUCGCGCUUGAUGAUCCUUCGGAAGGCAGCAUGUACUCGCCACCACCCAUGUCUUCAGCCGCGUCGACGCCGCCUCAUUCCCCCGUGGCAAUUCCAGUGUCGCCUCCUACGAAACGCAAUCUCUCUCCGUCUGUGCACGUCGAGGCAUCGCCAAACAUGAGUCGGCACUCGACGGCAUCCAAUGCAACGUCUACACCAAAGAGCCCUGGCGCCCCAAAGUAUGAAAUCCGUCACUCGGAGAGCAUGGACGGACCGUGCACGCCGCGAUUCUCGGAACAAGACGAUGACGAAAACGUUGUCGAAGCGCUCGAUGUCGAGCUCCAGUUCAAAGAGGAAGAGAUGAAGCCACUGUCCCCACUACUCGUCGUGAAGGCAAUCACGACUGUCGACGAUCGCGCUGUCCACACCCCGCAUCCGAAUGAAUUGCAUGAUAGCUUUUAAUACGACAACCCCCUCGCAUCAACAUGCGAUAGUUUUGAACUCGGCGGCUUCAUCUCGGCCGCAUCCCAGGC